AUGCAUCUCGGCAGUGAUCUCCGAGUGGUGGCGGAUGUCACUAGCGGCAAUUCGUCUUCAGAGUUUGGAUGGGUGGUGAUCUUCCUCCUAAGAGCAGAACAUGAGUAUGACUCGAAGCAGGGUAGAGUUUUUUUCUCUCUUACCAUUUGCAUUCCAAAGAGCGCGAUUCAACGGAAGGGUCUGGAAUUCGCUCCACCAUCCAGGAUCAAGGUGAGCAACGCGAUCCUCGACAUGUACGCGCGAUGCGGCAGCGUGGACGACGCCAGGGCCGUGUUUGAUCGCAUGGCAUCCAGGACGAACAUCUCGUGGACGUCGAUGGUGGCGGCGUAUGCCCAGAACGGGCAUCCCAGCUUGGCGUUGGAGAUCUCCCGGGAGAUGGACCAGGUGGGUAUGAGCAAGAACGCCAUCACCUUCAUCACAAUUCUCUCGGCGUGCAACCACGGGGGAUUGCUGGAGGAGGGGAUUCGCUUCCUUGCGGGCAUGAGGCGCGAUCACGGCGUGUUGCCCAGGAACGCUCACUACAGCUGCGUGAUCGAUCUGCUGGGCAAGGCUGGGAGACUGGAAGAGGCCGAGAGCAUGAUCGCUGGGCUGGUUGAGAGGCCAGAUGCUGGUUUGUGGAGGUCACUCCUUGGGAGUUGCAGGAUUCAUGGAGAUGAAGUGAGAGCCGGGCGAGCUGGGGAGGAGCUCAAGAAGCUGGAGCCAUCUGAUGCUGCCCCAUACGUUGUGAAAAAACUGUUUCGUCUUGAGACAUAG
Selaginella moellendorffii is the source of this 753-nucleotide messenger RNA. Its product is annotated as pentatricopeptide repeat-containing protein At4g02750-like. Lineage: Eukaryota; Viridiplantae; Streptophyta; Lycopodiopsida; Selaginellales; Selaginellaceae. The coding region runs from base 1 to 753 and encodes 250 amino acids. Gene Ontology annotation, molecular function: RNA binding; protein binding. The record is from RefSeq and is a predicted model, not a curated record. The transcript is spliced from 2 exons. Gene Ontology annotation, biological process: RNA modification.